This is a messenger RNA of Cottoperca gobio, 5192 nucleotides long. It is a transcript of the gene lmo7a, whose product is annotated as LIM domain 7a. Gene Ontology annotation, molecular function: protein binding. The transcript has 31 exons. Gene Ontology annotation, biological process: regulation of cell adhesion; regulation of signaling. The record is from RefSeq and is a predicted model, not a curated record. Lineage: Eukaryota; Metazoa; Chordata; Actinopteri; Perciformes; Bovichtidae. The coding region runs from base 154 to 4605 and encodes 1483 amino acids.
CCCGGGUCGGACUGUGAAGACUCGUUUGGUCGCUGCAUAGGUGGAGUAAACUGAGCGGAGUGCGAAAAUACCAAAACGAAACAAACCACAGGUGUGUCGGAUGAAAGGACAGAUCUGGCCCGCCGGUGCAUCUUGGAUAAUACGUGUUUUGUGAUGGAGUGGCGCGAGCAGUCCGCUGUCAGCUGUGACGAGGCUUACUUGGAGGCACAGAGAUGGAUUGAGGCAGUAACCAAGCAAAAACUUGGGAGCGACGACUUCCGAUCAGCGCUGGAGAAUGGAGUUCUGUUGUGUGAUCUGAUCAACAAGAUCAAGCCUGGCAUCAUAAAGAGGGUUAACAGGCUUCCCACACCUAUUGCUGGACUGGACAACCUAAACGUCUUCCUCAAGGCCUGCGGGAAGCUUGGACUAAAGGAAGCCCAGCUCUUUCACCCGGGAGAUCUUCAGGACUUAUCCACAAGAGUCACUGUCAAGCAUCAAGAGACCAACAGGAGGCUGAAAAAUGUACUGAUCACCAUUUACUGGCUGGGGAGAAGAGCUCAGUGUGAACGUUUCUAUGAUGGACCUUACCUGAAUUUUAAGGCAUUCGAGGGCUUAUUGGGCACAGCACUAUACAAGACUCUGCAGGAAUCGUCCAGUCAGAAAGGCAGCAACGUCAGAGACAGUGGUUUUGGAGAUAGCUGGUACUCAGAGCGAGAGGAGCUCUUCCAACUGAGAGGAGAAGUAGGAGGAGGCGGAGGCGGACACAGGAGAGACGACUCCCUAGACAGCUUGGACUCUUUGGGCUCCCAACCCCAGAGCAUCUCAUCUGACACCACUCUUAAAGGCAGCAGUGAGGGUUGUUGCAGUGACACUGAGGCAGACUCUGUGUUCAGGAUGGCUGAGAACAAAGACAGUCUUAGUUACCGCCGGUCAGUAACCAUUACUCCCAAGGCCAGCUCCCAGUUCAACCAGUUCCUGCCCACUAAAAACAAACCAUCAGCCUACGUGCCCGCUCCGUUAAGGAAGAAACGGGCUGAACGCAAUGAGGACAGCCGGCGCAGCUGGGCCAACCCCACGUACACCGAGGAUGAAGGCAGACUCACCAGACAGUGCCAAACGCAAGAGAGUAUCGACGGGAGUAAAUCAACAAGCGAUAUCCAGGUCAACCCCACCGUCGUCCGGCAGGUUCUCCACGAAGAGCUGCAGAAGCGUCGUGAGGAGAUAAAGGACAGUGAUGAUAGGUGGCAGGAUGACUUGAGCAAAUGGAAGAACAGGCGCAGGAGUGUCAACUCUGAUAUAGUAAAGAAAAAAGAGGAAAGGGAGAAGAUAGAGGAUAUCACGAUCAGCAGCAACAGAAGGUCCAAGACCUUCAAGGAGAUGCAAGAGGAGAGAGAAAAUAAAGGAAAAGACAGCGUCGGCAGUCGUUUCGGAUCUCUGUCUUACCUGGACGACGACGAAGUAUUUGAUAGACCUGUCAUUACCCCACGCAUCCGAAACCAUCCUAGGAGCUACACUAUUGACACUCCUUACUAUUCCUCUGAAACCCCUGAGGCUUCUCUGAAAGAGGACGAACCCCCCGCUGCCUCUCCAGCUACUGGCAGGGCCGCCUCCCCUCCCACCUCACGGAAAGUUGACAUUUUGGACAGUCCUGCAGGCAGCUACGCCACAACCACCAUCACUCCCGCCAUCACUCCCGCCAUCACUCCCGCCAUCACUCCCACCAGCCGCAGGUUUUUCAACAGCUCCCAGUCUUCGGCAGCUGCACCUCUACAGAGGGGUCCUGUCUCAGACCGCACAGUCAAGACAGAGGAGACCACAACCAUCGUCUCCUCUUCUAGCUCCGUACAAAAGGUGCCCGAGCCAAGGCGCCCAUUGUCGAGCACACAGACCGAGUUGGGGGCCCCCUCCUCUGGUGUUCUGUACAAACAACAACCACAGCCAAGCUCAAUGGAACCCAAGCCUCCCGGGGUGUCUCGGGUUUCCGCCUCUCUUCCCAGGAGCUACCAGAGAUCGGAUAGCGCACGUCUAACCUCAGUUGUCACCGCGAGGCCCUUUGGGACCCAGUCGUCCCGCCUCACCUCACUUCCCCGAGCCUUUGCAGCGGACAACGCUCAGAAGCGCGUCAACGGCGACGCAGAUGUUCCUAAGAAACCGUCGGUGCCGAGCCGCUAUCAUCAGUUCAUGACUUCUGAGGACGAGAACCACUCUCAGUCCAGCUCGGUCCACAGCAGUGAAGACGAGGAGGAGGAAGAAAACAAGACCACGGGGAAGAGUAUCACCUCUACUCAGAGUGUCUCACCUGUCCCUCCUCACUUCAAGAGUGAAGUCAGUCCUGCUCCAGCCAAAGAAAUCAGCGAGGAGAAGUACUCUGAGAUGCGGAUCAGCCUGAACCAGAAGCCCAACAGCAGCAGAGACUUUGGCUUCCAGGCGGUCUGGGACUCAACAGGAGCUCGCGUCACGACCAUUCAGCCAGGCAGCCCGGCAGAGAUGUGCCAGCUUCAGGUCGGAGACGAGGUGUUGACGGUGAACGGGCACAAGGUGGCAGAAAUGAGCUACACAGACUGGAAGUCGUGCAUGGAGGAGGCUAUUCAGGAGGGCAAUCUGGUCAUGGAUAUACGCCAUUAUGGCAAGAACAACUGGGACAGAGAUCAACCUUCCUUGCCAUUUAAAAGCCAUAAGAUCAUCAAUCUGACCAGUAUGGAUCAUCCGAUACUUCUAGGUUCCCCUGACACAAACACUGUCAGCUCCAGCCUGGAUUUCACUUCACGCUCUUCCGUGGAAAAGCUGCCAUCCAAAGAUGCCCCCGCCCACCCCGUCGUUGAUGUGGCUUCAAACGGAGUCAAUGGAGGUUUCCGUGAGCAGCAGGUGACGAUGAGGAACAAAGAGUCAGAAACCAUAUCUUUGAAAAACUUAAAACGGAGGUCAGAGUUUUUUGAAAAAGGAGGAUCAGACUCUGCAAUGCCAGAUAUACCUGUUCCUUCAAUCACUCCUUCUUCCAGCCGCUGGUCUUGGGACCCAGAAGAGGAGCGCAAAAGACAAGAGAAAUGGCAGAAGGAGCAGGAGCGCCUCCUACAGGAGAAAUAUAAGCGAGACCAGGAGAAGUUGCAGGAGGAAUGGCUAAAGGAUCAAGAAGAGGUUGCCAACAGCGUAGACCAACAAGAGCCCUGGAGCCUGGAAGUGAACAGACACAGCAUCAGCCCACACUCACCACGCUCUCCUGUCAACUUGCACACCUCUCCUACGUGGGAAGAGGAAGAGAGAAAGAGGAAGGCGGAGCAGGAGCUGGAGCGCCAAAAGCAGGUGGAGGAGCAAGAGCGCCAAAGGCAGGUGGAGGAGCAAGACCGCCAAAGGCAGGCGGAGGUGCAAGAGCGCCAAAGGCAGGCGGAGGAGAGGAGGAAGAGGGAAGAGGAGGAGCGGGAGUUGCAGCGACUCCAGGAGGAGAGAAAGCGGAAAGAAAGGCAGAUGGAGGAAGAGAGAAAGAGGAGGGAGGAGGAAGAGCUGAUGUGGCAGAGGAGGAGGGAGGAGGAGAGGGAGGAGGAGGAGAGGAGGCGGCAGGAAGCUGCAGAGCAGCAGCGCAGAGAGCGGGAGAGAGCCUUGCAGCAGCAGCAACAGUGGGCUGGUGACUCCCAUGGCUUUUCCAAUAUCCAGCCAUCACUGUCCUUUACAGACAGGAUAAGAUCUCAAUCAUCUCCCCAGCUUGAUGAAGAGGAGAAACCUAAAGGUGUGCAUGGGCAGCCGGGGGGCAUGGCUCACUGGCUGCUGGAAGAGCAGGUGAGGAGUGCGCGUGACAAACAGACUCCGAGUCAGCGGGCUGCAUCAGAGCUGGAGAUGGAGAGGAGAAACAUCCUCAAUGCCAUGAGAUACAGAGAGCCGGAGAGAGUGACGGGCAGUGGUGUUGGUGAGAUGAAGGGUAGGACGUCCGUGUCGCAAGCAGAGCAGGAGCGGCAGCAGAUCCUGAACGAGAUGAAGAAGAAAACUCCGAUGCUGAGGGACAAAAGCUGGAUCCGCCAGGGCUCCUCCACCAUCGCCACCAACAAGGAGUCCGACGUGCCACCCAUGCGAAGAGGUGAGUCUCUUGACAACUUGGACGCCUCCAAAAACUCCUGGCGCUCAUCAUGGACUCCCAGAAGCAAUUCUUACAUCCAAAACUACACUGGUCCUCAAUCUGCCCUCUCUGGCAACACUUCCUCUUACGGUGGUGGUUUGGGGUCCAAGCGGCCCGUCUCCUCCAUUCUGCCUUCCUCCUACUCCAUGGGCUCCCUCCGAGGCGGGGCAGGAACCCCCUCGUCCCCUUGGUCCCGGCAGUCGUCUUCCCCCACACCCUCCUCUCCAUCACCCACCACUUCUCCAGAGCCCACGUCGGAGGCGGGCGACCCUCAGCAGCGGAGCAGGUCAGUGAGUGGCAAGAAAAUCUGUACGUUCUGUGACACCCCGCUGGGAAAGGGAGCAGCUAUGAUCAUCGAGUCCCUUGGGCUCUGUUAUCAUUUGAGCUGUUUUAAGUGUAUCGACUGUAAGUCUGGUCUCGGCGGAUCGGAAGCCGGUGCUGAAGUCAGAAUACGAAACAAACAGCUCCACUGUAACUCCUGCUACAUGCGAUUCAAAGCUGGCCUGCCAACCUCUAUGUGACGUGACUGUACUCCAGCAGAUUGACGAAGAGACUACUUGCGACAACAACCCAUGAACAUUUAAAGUGAACAUUGAAGCCAUUGCAAGUAGCUGGGACACUUGGUGUGGACAUAUUUCCAUUUAUGAAAAUCUCAGUUGCCUCGCUGAUGAGAAUUAUAUUUGUGUUUCCUUUUUUUUUUUUUCAGCGUGUGAUUGAGAGGGUAAGCUUGCAAAGAAGUUAUCUACUUUAAUGCGUUUAUAUCAUAUUAAGUAUUAAGGGGUUCUGCAUGCACCGGAGUUUUAAACGUUUUAGCUACAAAACUAGUCAAAUAUGUUAAAUUGUCUAUAAGAUUAUUGUUGCAGAUCUUUGUAAUGACCUUCACUGAUAAUAAAGAUUUUAGAGAUCUUGAGAGAGUUUGCAAGGGUUCAGUCUUCUCUUACUCAUGCUUCGUUUCACGCUAAGUCUUGUGGUAUUAACCCGUUUGUCGACCAAUGUAUGCUCGUCAGGUCUGUGUCCCUUUUUGUUUUGUAACGGGGGAAAAGUAAUUAAGAUUAUUAAGAUUCUUUCAAAACCUAUUUAAAACCAUCUUCUUGGAUAGCACUUGUCU